AUGGGCAUAGUGAAAAAGCCGGAAACUAGGCAGUAUUGGAGUGCGGACAUGCUGUACCACACCCCACUGUACAGCAACACUAUGCUCCGCAAAAGAUUUGAGGCAAUCCUUAAAUUCCUCCACUAUAAUGACAAUGCCCAAUGCCCACCCCCAAAUGACCCCUCUUUUGAUCGCCUCUAUAAACUUCGGCCAAUACUAGACCAUUUUGCUGCCAAGUUUUCAGAGGCAUACAUCCCAGAAAAGAAUAUUUGUGUGGAUGAAUCCCUAGUCCACUUCAAAGGCCGGCUGAAAUUCCGUCAGUACCUGCCCAAUAAAAGGGCGAGGUACGGAAUUAAAUUAUAUAAGCUUUGCGAAAGCAUCUCGGGUUACACUCUUAAAUUUAGAGUUUACGAAGGAAAAGACAGCGUUACUGAGCCCCCCGAAUGCCCCCCCUCUCUUGCAGUAAGUGGUAAAAUUGUCUGGGACAUGGUGUACCCACUUUUGGACAAAGGGUAUCACCUUUACAUGGACAAUUUUUACUCUAGCCUGCCUCUCUUUCAGUGCCUUGCUGCCAGGGCUACUGUCGCCUGUGGCACUAUUCAAAAGAACCAGCGAGGCUUCCCCAAGACACAUAUUGCACAACCACUGCCAAGAGGCGAGAGCAGGGCACUUUGCAGCAAUAACAUCUUGCUGCUAAAAUACAAAGACAAGAGAGAUGUCCUUAUCUUGACAUCUAUCCAUGGCAGUGGCUCCACCACUGUCCCAGUACGAGGCACAAGUUCCACCAUCUCCAAGCCAGAUUGCAUUCUGGAUUAUAACAAAAACAUGGGAGGAGUGGACUUAUCCGACCAAGUCCUAAAACCGUACAGUGCCAUGAGAAAAACGAAGGUCUGGUAUAAAAAGCUUGUGGUGCACAUUGUGCAGAUGGCACUGUACAACGCAUACGUGCUCUCAUGUAAUGCAGGUGGGACAGGGACAUUUCUUGAGUUUCAAGAAACUGUUAUUAAGGCCCUCAUUUCUGGAGACCGAGAGGAGGAGAGCCCCAGUACUUCAUCAGCAGCGUACAACCGUAUUGUACCUGGCCAACAUUGUCCCAAUGUUAUCCCCCCUACCGGAAAAAAGGGAAGGAGACAGAAGAGAUAUAGAGUCUGCUACCAAAAAGGCAUCAGAAAGGAAACCACUUACUACUGUGAAACUUGCCCCGAUAACCCUGGCCUGUGCAUCAAAGAUUGUUUCAAAGAGUUUCACAAAUCCCAAAAUUACUAA
Hyla sarda is the source of this 1245-nucleotide messenger RNA. Its product is annotated as piggyBac transposable element-derived protein 4-like. The coding region runs from base 1 to 1245 and encodes 414 amino acids. The transcript has a single exon. The record is from RefSeq and is a predicted model, not a curated record. NCBI's taxonomy places the organism in Eukaryota, Metazoa, Chordata, Amphibia, Anura, Hylidae.